Molecule: messenger RNA, 718 nt
Organism: Osmerus eperlanus (European smelt)
Lineage: Eukaryota; Metazoa; Chordata; Actinopteri; Osmeriformes; Osmeridae
Product: microsomal glutathione S-transferase 1-like
Exons: 4
Coding region: 142-597 (151 amino acids)
Cellular component (GO): mitochondrion; membrane
Molecular function (GO): glutathione transferase activity
Source: RefSeq, a predicted model, not a curated record
CAAUGAUGGCCUUAAACCAAGUGUCUCAGUGACACUUCUUCCUGUGUCAAACGUGAACAGUCCGCGACUCUGACUUCCUGCUGACAUUUGAAAUCAAGGAUUCAAGCAGUAGGUUAAAGAGACUAAGAAGAGUGAGCAGCCAUGGCACAUCUAAUUGACAAUGAGGUUUUCCUUGCCUUCUCCACUUACGCCACCAUAGUGAUCCUGAAGAUGAUGCUAAUGGCUCCAAUGACAGGGUUCUUUCGUUUUAAAAACAAGGCAUUUUCAAACCAGGAGGACCUUUGGUUGGCUAAGAAUCCAGAGGAGAAGAAGAAGAUGAUGCGGCCCGACGAUCAGGUGGAGCGUGUUCGGAGAUGCCACCAGAAUGACCUGGAGAACAUAAUUCCCUUCAUCGUGAUUGGCAUGCUCUAUGCCCUGACUGGUCCGGACCUGGCCACUGCUGUGCUCCACUUCCGGGUCUUUGUGGUCUCCAGGAUCUGCCACACGGUGUCCUAUGUGCUGGUUCUUCCCCAGCCCAGCAGAGCUCUGUCCUGGGUCACGGGCAUGUUCGCCACCUUCUCUAUGGCCUACAAGGUCCUCAGCCCCCUCCAUCUUUAAAGGCCACAUUUUGUCUUUGGGAUGACACCUGUGCACACACACCCUUCCUAACAUGACUCAGACACACAAGCUUCAUUUAUAGUACAUCAAAUUAAAGUAUAUUCAUUCAAAUUCUCAUUCA